Messenger RNA from Osmia bicornis bicornis, 816 nucleotides. RefSeq names its product antileukoproteinase. The transcript has 4 exons. The coding region runs from base 421 to 765 and encodes 114 amino acids. Gene Ontology annotation, molecular function: peptidase inhibitor activity. Lineage: Eukaryota; Metazoa; Arthropoda; Insecta; Hymenoptera; Megachilidae. The record is from RefSeq and is a predicted model, not a curated record. Gene Ontology annotation, cellular component: extracellular region.
UCUGAAGACUGCAUGAGUCAUUCAAUGUACAUACGUACUACAUAUCCUAUUGAACAUACCCAAGUGUAAUAUUCCGCGAAUACUCGUUUGAAUCAUAACGGUAAAAACAUUUCGAUAAUGACUAUUAAACCGCUUAUAAAGCGAAAUGGUAUAGAGGAUUGUGAGAAACCUUGUUGCAAUCACAACCGAUCGUGCCAGCUUCCUCUACCAUCACGACAAAUAAGUUACCUUUCGCUCUCACGAUAGAGGUGGAAAUGACGAGAGUACAUAGAUGACCUGGCAAAAGAAGAAGACAGAGUGAAAAGGAGAGAUUUAAGAAGCUGCGUUCUUAUCGUGCAUCAAUUGGACGUGGUUCAUCUGCCGUUGAACAAGUUCGGUGGGCUAAAAAGAAGAAAAGGCAUCGUGUGAGGUUCUUGACAAAUGGAAAUGCAUAAGAGAGGGACCAUUUUUGCACUGACGGUGUGUUUGUUGAUUGCCGCAGCAGUCGCGCAGCUGUCUUUCAAAGGUGGUCAUUGCCCAUUGAAGGACAGCGUGUCGAAAUGUUUUCCUAGAUGCGUUUCGGAUUUUCAAUGCUCCUUUAAUGAAAAAUGUUGCCCAAAUAAAUGCGGCACUGAAUCGUGCGUACAGGCUAGUCUGAUAAGUACUGGUAGUGGAUACAAAGGAUCACAAAAUGAUGGCGUUUAUUGCGCAGGCGUGAAAUGUGGUCCAUAUCAAAAAUGUCAAUUCGACCGUAAAACUAAACGCGAAAAAUGCGUUCGUACAUAAGUGAAUUUUCGACUGCAUCCGUUAAUUUCAAUAAAGCAUGUUUUAAUAAUA